This is a messenger RNA of Staurois parvus, 330 nucleotides long. NCBI's taxonomy places the organism in Eukaryota, Metazoa, Chordata, Amphibia, Anura, Ranidae. The record is from the annotation of a GenBank genome assembly.
CCGGGUCAUCAGGUACCGGAUCGUCUGGCUCGACAGCGGGCACUGGGUCACCAGGCAUCAGGCAGUGGGCACCGGGUCACCAGGCAUUGGAUCAUCUGGCUCGACAGCGGGCAUCGGGUCACCAGGUAUGACAGCGGGCACUGGGUCACCAGGCAUCAGGUCAUUUGGCUCGCCAGCGGGCACCGCGUCAUCUGGCAAGGCAGUGGGCACCGAGUCACCAGGUACCGGAUCAUCUGGAUCAACAGCGGGCAUCGAGUCAACUGGCCUAAUAGGAUCGUCGGGCUGGAUCAGUUCAUCAUGCUGAGUAGCGGCAUCAGGCUGAAUGCAGGC